Molecule: messenger RNA, 5737 nt
Organism: Rattus norvegicus (Norway rat)
Lineage: Eukaryota; Metazoa; Chordata; Mammalia; Rodentia; Muridae
Source: RefSeq, a predicted model, not a curated record
AUGGCACAUUAAGAACACCGUUAUUUUUAAAGGAGCUUAAUUAUGGCUGGGUAUGGUGGUGCCCAUCUAUAACCUCAGCUCUGGGGAAGUUGAGGCCGAUGAUCAGGAAUUCAGGUCAUCUUUGGCUGUAAGUGUAUGUAAGGCCAGCUUUGGUUUCUGGAGACCCUGUGUCAAAAAUGAAACAAACCCAAAAAUCAUUUUUAAGUUUGUUAAUACAUGGUAUAUUUAAGUUUCAUGUCAAAGUAAUCUGUAGGCCAACUGAUUGUGCUAGUUCCAAAUUAUUUGGGGUGAGGUGCGGGUCUUUAGUGGCUCCUAAGAUUUUGCUUAGGUGAGAUCUAGAAUGAGCUGGACGUUACUCUGGCUGCUUGUAUGGGUCAAAUGCAAAGACAGAGGAUAAAAGCAGCCAAAUUUUGUAGCUAUUCAGGGAUAUUGUUUUUCAUGCCUCAGCACCAUGCCAGUCCUGAUCAGAUUCCCACAUUCUUGCAAGGUGACUUUCAUUAAAUGGGGGAUAAAGCAAGUCUAGCUACUACAAGGCAUUGAGGAAAUGCAGGGUCAGCAAUCGUUCUUGCCCUACCCUCUGCAGAUUACAGGUGUGUAUACUUUUCUACAGGAAAAAAAAAGUCAGAAAAACAGAAAAGGGAAAAAAUGCCACUCUAAUCAUGGAUAUGGGUUUCCUCAGCAGAGGGAGAAAAAGACUGAGAAAUGGAAUUUUGUUGGUGGGUUUGGCCAGGAAAUGCACUGUUUUUGGUACCAUGAGGCAGUUUCCAGAAAUGGCAAAGUAAGUUUGCUCAGGUGUUAUGGAAAACCAGAAGAAGCUGAUUCUCUGUGGCUGAUGCAGUCAUUAUAGGGACUCCAGGGGGUGAGAAAUACCACGCCAUGUGUCUGGCUUCAGGAAAAGCCUGGGAAAAGCACCCGUGUCAAGGGCAAGCGUUCUGUUAAAAUGCUUAUGCUUUCAAAAACACAUAGAUGCUUCAUCUUGGUGGAACUUACUCCAGGGACCUGAUGGGAAGCGGCGGAGUUUGGGGAGAAUAGCCGUAAAAUAAAGCCUCUAAAAUAUCCUGAUGUGCACAGAGUCUCCUCCCUCUUUUCUCUGAACUUCCUGUCAGUACUUGGGGCCGAAUCCUGGGACCUUGUGUGUAUUAGCAAGUGUUCUGCGUUGUCCAGCACCAUCACUUUUCCUUUCUUUUGGGACUCAAACAGUAGUUGUUUCUGGGUUUUACUUGAUGAUGCUUUUCUCUGGGGGUCAGUACAGCCCUGUUGGCAGGCCUGAAGAGGUUUUACUGAUAUACAAGAUAUUCCUUGUCAUCAUUUGUUUUCAUGCCAUUCUUGUUACAUCCCUGAAAGAAAAUGCUGGUAAUUCCAGUUUGUUGUCACCAUCUGAUGCUGCUUCCGAAGUAUUGUCGACUUUAAACAGAACAGAAAAAUCUAAAAUCACUAUAUUAAAAACCUUCAAUGCAUCAGGAGUCAAAUCCCAGAGAAAUAUCUGCAAUUUGUCAUCUAUUUGCAGUGACUCAGUGUUUUUUAGAGGUGAGAUAGUGUUUCAACAUGAUGACCACUACAACGUUACUCAGAAUCAAGAUAUAGUUAACAGCACCUUCGCUGGAGUCCUGUCUCUAAGCGAACUGAAGCGAACAGAACUCAACAAAACUCUACAGACCUUAAGUGAGACUUACUUUAUAGUGUGUGCUACCGCAGAGGCCCAAAACACAUUAAACUGUACAUUCACAGUAAAACUGAAUGAGACCAUGAAUGUGUGUGCCAUGAUGGUUACUUUCAAAAGUGUACAGAUUCGGCCAAUGGAACAGUGCUGCUGUUCCCCCAGGACUCCCUGCCCUUCCUCGCCGGAAGAGUUAGAAAAACUACAGUGUGAUCUGCAGGAUCCCAUUGUCUGCCUUGCCGAUCAACCACAUGGCCCACCAGUAUCUUCUUCCAGCAAGCCUGUGCCAGUUGUACCUCAGGCCACCAUUUUUUCCCACGUUGCUAGUGACUUCUCUUUGGCUGAACCCCUUGAUCAUGCCCUUAUGACCUCAAGCACACCCUCUCUGGCACAAGAGACACGCCUUCCAUCUCCUCAGCCUACAAUCUCCCUGACUUCCAGUCCUGCCAUUGACUUGCCUGUUCAACAUGUAGUGGCUUCUUCCUCCUUGCCCCAAACUGAUCUUUCCCACACCCUAUCACCUGUGCAGUCCUCCAUUCCCUCUCCUACCACAGCAGCUCCAUCUGUCCCUGAAAAAGUGGUCGCCAUCAGCACACCUCCUGGCGAGACAGUUGUCAACACGAGUAGUGUUCCUGAUCUGGAAGCCCAAGUAUCUCAAAUGGAGAAAGCUUUGUCUUUGGGCAGCUUGGAACCUAAUCUUGCGGGUGAAAUGGUGAACCGAGUCAGCAAACUCCUUCACUCUCCACUUGCCUUGCUAGCCCCUCUAGCUCAAAGGUUGCUAAAAGUGGUAGAUGCCAUUGGCUUACAGCUGAAUUUUUCAUCUACAACUAUCAGUCUAACUUCUCCUUCUUUGGCUCUUGCUGUGAUCAGAGUGAAUGCCAGUAAUUUCAAUACAACAACCUUUGCAGCCCAAGACCCAGCAAAUCUCCAGGUGUCUCUGGAAGCCCAGGCUCCUAAGAAUAGUAUUGGCGCCAUUACUCUACCCUCAUCGCUGAUGAGUAAUUUGCCAGCUAGUGAGGUAGAAUUGGCUUCGAGGGUUCAGUUCAAUUUCUUUGAAACACCUGCCCUAUUUCAGGACCCCUCCCUGGAGAACCUCUCUCUGAUAAGCUAUGUCAUAUCAUCAAGUGUCACAAACAUGACCAUCAAGAACUUGACAAGAAACGUGACAGUUGCACUGAAGCACAUCAACCCAAGUCAGGAUGACUUAACUGUCAAAUGUGUUUUCUGGGACUUGAACAGAAAUGGUGGCAGAGGAGGUUGGUCAUCUGAUGGCUGUUCCGUCAAAGAGAAGAGGAUGAACGAAACUAUCUGUACCUGUAGCCACCUUACAAGUUUUGGCAUCCUAUUGGAUCUAUCUCGGACAUCCUUACCACCAAGUCAAAUGAUGGCUCUGACAUUUAUCACGUAUAUUGGCUGUGGGCUUUCAUCAAUUUUUCUGUCAGUUACUCUUGUAACCUAUAUAGCCUUUGAAAAGAUCCGGAGGGAUUACCCUUCCAAAAUCCUCAUUCAACUGUGUGCUGCCCUGCUUCUGCUCAACCUGGUCUUCCUCUUAGACUCCUGGAUUGCACUGUAUAAUGCCCGAGGUUUCUGCAUCUCCGUGGCUGUAUUUCUUCACUAUUUUCUCUUGGUAUCAUUCACAUGGAUGGGCUUAGAAGCAUUUCAUAUGUACCUAGCACUGGUUAAGGUUUUUAAUACUUACAUCCGAAAGUACAUCCUUAAAUUCUGCAUUGUUGGCUGGGGGAUACCAGCUGUGGUUGUAUCCAUCGUCCUGACUAUAUCCCCAGAUAAUUAUGGGAUUGGAUCUUAUGGGAAAUUCCCCAAUGGCACACCAGAUGACUUUUGCUGGAUCAACAGCAGUGUGGUGUUCUAUAUCACGGUUGUGGGAUAUUUCUGUGUGAUAUUUCUACUGAACGUCAGCAUGUUCAUUGUGGUCUUGGUUCAGCUCUGUCGAAUUAAAAAGAAGAAGCAACUGGGAGCGCAGCGCAAAACUAGUAUUCAAGACCUCCGGAGUAUUGCUGGCCUCACAUUUUUACUGGGAAUUACUUGGGGCUUUGCCUUCUUUGCCUGGGGACCAGUUAAUCUCACCUUCAUGUAUCUCUUUGCCAUCUUUAACACCUUACAAGGCUUUUUCAUAUUCAUCUUUUACUGUGCAGCAAAAGAGAAUGUCAGAAAACAGUGGAGGCGGUAUCUUUGUUGUGGAAAAUUACGACUGGCUGAAAACUCUGACUGGAGUAAAACUGCUACUAAUGGUUUAAAGAAGCAGACUGUAAAUCAAGGAGUAUCCAGCUCUUCAAAUUCCUUACAGUCAAGCUGUAACUCCACUAACUCCACUACACUCCUAGUGAAUAGUGAUUGCUCAGUGCACGCAAGCGGGAAUGGCAAUGCAUCUACCGAGAGGAAUGGGGUUUCUUUCAGUGUUCAGAAUGGAGACGUGUGCCUUCAUGAUCUCACUGGGAAACAGCACAUGUUUAGUGACAAAGAGGACUCCUGCAAUGGCAAAAGCCGGAUGGCACUCAGAAGGACUUCAAAGCGGGGAAGCUUACACUUUAUCGAGCAAAUGUGAUUCGCUUCUUCUAAAAUCAAAGCAUGAUGUUGAUGGUGUGAAGUGUCCAGUUUUCCUUUUAUACAAUGUGAGAUAUAUGAAAAUCGCUGGUUUUCUACUCAGCAACCUCGAAAGGAACAUAAGCUAAUUGAGGGCAACAGUUUACUGUCGGAAGAAGGAAACUAUGACAUGAUUAUGGUUCCUAGACAUUCUCAAUUUCGUUUAUUAUCUCCCAUUUGUGAGGGGAUUGGGGUUAGAAUCACAGAAUAAGAUCCAAGAAAAGAAAAAUGAAAGUUUGUUUCCAGUCACAUUUUAAAGAGGCUGUUAUCCUUGAUAACAUCCUUUAAAAAAUGUUUACUUCAGUCUGUUGGUGAGUUGAGUUGUGCAUGCCUUUGUUGUAUAUAAGCUAAGUUCUAAUGACCCACAUGUCAAAAAUCGUAUCUCUAUCUUUUUUUAUAUUUAUUUUCUACUGUGUAAAUUUAUUCUUUUGUAGAAUCAUGGUUGUGUCGUUUUCUUUAAUGUGAUAACUUACCAGUGACUUCUAAACCUCCUUUCGGAGAUCAUAUAGGAUGUGAAAUUCAGAAACUUCACUGAAAUCAAGAAAUAAUGAUAAAGGCAGACUGAACAAUUAUAAAUAGACAGUGCCACAAUCAGCUUAGCUAUCAGCCUCUGAGCUAUCAAGGAAAGGUGUCCCCAUUGGACGGACAUAGCCUUAUGAGCUUAUGGUUUGGGAAAAAGUGGGGUCACAUUUUCGCCCUGAUGAUCCUCUUGAGUACCUUAUUCAGGGUCCUUAUGUAGGGUCUUUAUGCAGGGAAUGACUUAUAUGACUAUAUUGGACACUAAAUAGGGAUACCUAUGACCAGACUUCAUCCCUAAUGAUCAUAUUAUAGAAUCUCUACACCAUGGUUGUUAGAGGAUAAAAUUGUAAUCUAAACCAUGUAGGGAAGACUGUGAAUGUGGGAAAGAUAUACACUGCCACUUCUCAAAUACCCAGAGCCUUUGAAAAGAGGAAAUCAGAGUAGGAUUACUUUUCCAGAGUGUAUAUAUGGCAAACGAGUUAGGUCUUUAAAAGACAACUGCAUGGUACGUCAUUGUUGCAACUGCUACAUUCUGGUCCUACUUGUUUGUAUUCUUAAAACAUGUCAAAUAUUGAAGAGUGUAUAGUGACAAGGGGGAGCAGCUACUGGGAAGAGUGAACUGUCGUGUGAUAUUGUUGUUUGUAGGUAAUAAUAUAUAUCCAACUCUGAUUGUUCCGAGUCCUAGAGCAUCUAUCCUGUUUCUCACCGCUUGAGUGGUGUCUCAAGCCCAGGAUGUUUAUUAGGAACAUUUCAAAAUCCUUUCCUUAGGUCUUUCACUAAGCUCCCUUGCAUAUAUUUCAAGUAGAUGUUGUAUCCCAGACUAACCACAGUAGUAACGUCUGUUUCUCUGUGUGCUCGUUGGUCUUUGCAAAAUUUCUUCUCCAAAUUAUUUAAUUAUUUUGUAUUUAUAUGUUACAAUUGACAAAAAUGAUAAAAUCAAUAAAAUAAAUUUGCACUUGA